Molecule: messenger RNA, 1884 nt
Organism: Folsomia candida
Lineage: Eukaryota; Metazoa; Arthropoda; Collembola; Entomobryomorpha; Isotomidae
Product: HEAT repeat-containing protein 3
Exons: 4
Coding region: 85-1830 (581 amino acids)
Biological process (GO): protein import into nucleus; ribosomal large subunit biogenesis
Source: RefSeq, a predicted model, not a curated record
GAGGGAAAUUUGGUUUUAUUCACAUUGUUAUUUAUCUCAACGCACGUGGUGAUCAUCGCCUCGUUAAAAAAAAUUACUAAAAAAAUGGGAAAAUCGAAAUCCUCCCGUCGAAACAAGCGUGCCCGUCACAAUCCAAUUCAAUCAAAUGGAUCUCACAGUUCACCACCUCCCUCUUCAUCAUCCCCCGAACUGUUGGAAAACCUCAAAACUCAAUUAACUUCUCCCAACACCUCAGAUGUUCUCACGGCUUUGGCAUCCGUUUCCGUAUUUGCUUCACAAAAGCAACAUUUGGGGAUUCUGGUGGAUCCAUCGGUUAUAAAAUCAAUUAUUCCACUGCUCACCAAUCCAGAUACACAAAAUUCUGCUGCUGGGACGUUGAGGAACUUGAGCUCGGUGGAUGAACACUUUUGUCAUGUUUUGGUGAAGGAAAAUGUGGUGGAGAAAAUCGUGGAGGUUUUGACCGGGGCAGUGCCAUGGAAUGGAGGCGGAGAAGAAGAGUUGCUCUUAACACAAUGCGUUGCCUUACUUUGGAAUUUAUGCGAAACGAGUCAACUGGCCGUGAAAAUAUCAACUCAAAACAAUCUUCACAUUGUCCUUGCCCGUUAUUUAGAGUGGAAUAAAUUUGGGUUGAAUUUGGCCGUCACCGUCGCCCACACGCUCUCCACCCUAACAGAGGACAACGGCAGCCUCCCUUCAUCCACCCUCCCCACAAUAUUAACAACUCUUCUCACCACCUCAACCACACCUCCGCAAUUGACCACCCCCUGCUUAGGAAUACUACUAAAUAUCGUACAAAAUAUCCCAUCCGACCUCCCACCAUUAGUUCAUUCAUCCUUUUCUGCAAUUCUUCUCCCAUCCCUCCAACUCAACGUGCAAGAAAUGAUUAAACGAUUUUCAUCCGAGCUUCCAAUCGACCAAGGCGGCGUCACUUUUGCAAUGGACAAAAAAGCUGAAGAAAUCAAUAAUUGGAUCACUUGUGGAAAAACUGGGAUGGAAAUUGUAGCAAAUUCUUUUAACAUUAGUGAAGAGAGUGAUGAGGAAAUCGAUGAGGACGCGAUGGAAUGCGACGAUGAAUCGGAUAACUAUUUACUCAAUGGAAUAGACUUGAUUCCAUUAAUAUUGGAGCAGAUCCGACCCCUUCCCGUGAAUGUUGUCGAUAUUUUAUCACCCACACAGGGAAGACUGAUUGAAAAUUACAAUCAACUAAGAAUCAGUGGGAUUAUGGCUUUGCAGAAUAUUUUCGAAUCUUUAAAAAUUGACUUGGAUUUUAAUCAGGUUUUAAUUGAAUUGAUGAAAUUGAGUGAUAUUCCAGAAUCCAGUUCAGUUAUUCGAUCGUUGUUUAGUUUAUGGAUUCGAAAAGAUGAUGGAAAAUCAUCUCAUUUGGAAAUUAUUCCGUUUAAAUCCGUGUUUUUCAAUCUUUAUCAAGAAUCAUUGAAAUCGAAUAUCAAAAUCAAUUGUAUUAAAAUUUUAGGCUCCAUUUCUAUUUUGUCACGUGAUUUGGAGGUGUUGAAAGAAGUUGGUUUGUGGUUUAAAGGGGUCCUGGGGGAUCUGGUUAACAAGAGUAAUUUGUUGGUCAUAGUGGAGACGGUGGAUACUUUGAUGGAUAUGUUUUCUGAGGAUGAAACGGAUCAGGUUUUUAAAGAGAUUUCCAUUUUGGGGAGGUUUAAAUCGUUGGGUGGGGAGAUUAAGAAGGUUUUCAAGCUUGUUAACAGGGGUGGGAAUAAGAAGAAAGGUGUGGAGGAGGAGGAGGAGUGGGGACAAGAAGCUAAAGCCGUGGUGGAAACAGUUCUUGAUAAUUUGCCCAGGUUUUUAGAUUAUAAAAAGAAUUGACCAUGGUUUAUUGUAAUUUGAGAGGAAUUUGAGAAUAAAAGUUGAGGUGGGAAU